Molecule: messenger RNA, 1620 nt
Organism: Vanrija pseudolonga
Lineage: Eukaryota; Fungi; Basidiomycota; Tremellomycetes; Trichosporonales; Trichosporonaceae
Exons: 2
Coding region: 1-1620 (539 amino acids)
Source: RefSeq, a predicted model, not a curated record
AUGGGAGUAGCGCCACCUGCCGUUCACCAGCCGCCAGCAGAGGCGACAAGCGACGGAGCUGCCACUCCGCUUCCCCAUCAGUCGACUAUUGUCCCAAACUUCACCGAGCGGGGCUACACCGCGGACCAAGUAGCCAAGCACCUGUCGUUGACACAGAUGCACGACAACCAGAAGGAGAAGCUAGAGCGCAUGCGUGUGGAGGAGGUGGCCAUCCUGAAUCGCAUGUGCAAACAGAUGGAGGCGGUGUCAGACAAAGCCCAAUUCAAGGCCAUGCGGGCAUCGGCGCCGACCAAGGCGAAGCCACCCCCGAAAACUACCAAGGGCAGCCGAACCAAGGCUGAUAGGCAAGCGAGCGGGGAAGCCAAGCCGUACGACAGGCCCGGGUCGCGUACUCCAGGGCGAACGCCUCACCCCGAACUGCCUGAGGCAGUGAGCACGAUGCCACCCUACCCCACCUACCAGCAGGUCCUCUCCCCAGCAGCCACACCACUCGCUUCUUCUCCAGCCCCGACUCCUGUGCCACACGCCUACUCGCCUGCGAACAUGUCACUCUCCUCGACCCCUAUCCCCGCGCCCAUGCCCCUCGCUUACCAGCACCCACCAAACGGGAUGUCUCCGCAGCAGCAGGCACAACAGCAGGCCCAGUUGGCGGCCCAGGAGCAGUUCCAACAGCAACAGCAGCGACAGCAGCAGCUCGAAGGGUUUUCCUCUUACCCACACCUACCACAGGGGCUUCCUCAGCAAGUGCCUCGCGCACCGCAAAUCUCUGAGGAAGAAUUCCGCAGGUAUGAGGAGCAGCAACGGCAAGUAAAAGCCUUCAACCUUCUGGCCAUGCAAGCACGCGAACGUGCAGCUCAUGGAUCUUCCACUCCUCAAACGCCCCAUCCCGAUGCCGAACACGCUCCGGCAAUCAGCGCUCCAGCUUUGACCGCUCAGGUCGAUAUCUCCCAACAACGUACACCAGUUGAUUCCGGAGUCAUCCCUCAUGCCCACACGGCGCCUGUUGACCAGAGCUAUGACACGCCGUCAACGGCAUGGCAGGAUGCCACCCCUGGCCCCGCAACGUAUCAGGGCAUGUCCCAAGCACAACUCGACCACGUCAACGGAGUUGGGCCUUCUGCACCUGCAGAUGCGCAGUCACACCACGAGCAUCCCCUAGUCAAGGACGGUCAUAUUCUUGACAUGGCGGGCUAUUUGGCAGUCUCAACUGAAAGUGUCGAUGUCGACAUGCCCAUGGCGCCGCCUGAGGCAGUAACUUUGCCUUUCCCAUCGCCAACCCCGCAGGAGGAAGUCGACGUCGAGGAGUCUAUGGAUGACCUCCUCGUGCGUAUGGGACUCAUACCGCCAAACGAUCCCCUGCCACGAGGCAUCUUCGACGGUGUUGCUAUUGGGCAAAGCGACGAGAACGUCUCAACCUCCAACAACUCCCUCCAAGCCCAAGCUGAAGUUGGUCCACCCAACAUCACCCCUAUUGUCGAUGAUAUCAGCAAUGAGAUGAUGGAGGAAGCAGAUCCCAUCACGGUUGAGCGCGCGCUUCAAGACUUGGAGGAAUUUGCAGCCAACUUCCCCUAUGGGCCAUGGGAGGAUCAUCUCCGCGAGGACCCAAUACCAGAGUUCUAG